Molecule: messenger RNA, 814 nt
Organism: Populus euphratica (Euphrates poplar)
Lineage: Eukaryota; Viridiplantae; Streptophyta; Magnoliopsida; Malpighiales; Salicaceae
Gene: HIPP21
Product: Heavy metal transport/detoxification superfamily protein
Exons: 3
Coding region: 123-563 (146 amino acids)
Molecular function (GO): metal ion binding
Source: RefSeq, a predicted model, not a curated record
CUUUUUCACACAACUGCAUAUACAAGCAAGCAACUUCCUAUAUAAACACCCCAAAGCUCUCUCGUAGUCCAUAUCAUAUCCCUCGCUCUAGCUCGUUUGCUUUCUGAUAAAGAGAAGCAAGAAUGGGAGCUCUUGAUUACCUCUCCAACUUUUGCACUGUCACCAGCACAAGAAGCAAACGAAAACUUUGCUGUACAGUUGAGAUCAAGGUGAAGAUGGACUGUGAUGGCUGUGAAAGAAGAGUAAAAAAUGCUGUCACCUCCAUGAAAGGAGUAAAGACGGUGGAAGUGAACAGAAAACAAAGCAGGGUGGUGGUUAGUGGAUAUGUUGAUCCAAACAAAGUCUUAAGAAGAGUGAAGAGCACAGGAAAGGUAGCUGAAUUUUGGCCAUAUAUCCCUCAACAUCUAGUUUAUUAUCCUUAUGUUUCCGGUGCCUAUGACAAGAGGGCACCGGCGGGCUAUGUUCGCAAUGUUGUGCAAGCUUAUCCAGCCUCAAAUGCACCUGAAGAAAACAUUGUAUCUCUCUUUAGUGAUGAUAAUGUGAAUGCUUGUUCCAUCAUGUAAGAGAUUGCUGUCAUGGAUUUGUGUAAAGCAAAAUGGGUUGCUAUCUUUUUUAAAAGCAAGACCUCCUCCAUAUGUAUGUACUAUUUUCUAUCUAGAAAUGAAGCAAACCUAGCUACAAAUGGGUCUGAAAGAGCAUUAAUCUCUUGAUUUGUGAUUUUCAUUAUGGUUAGGAUGGUUUUUGUAGAAAGAUUGGAUCAUGUAGAUUCCGUUUGGCCAUGCUAUACUUGAUUAUAAGUUUAAGUAUUUUUAAA